Molecule: messenger RNA, 2159 nt
Organism: Rosa rugosa (rugosa rose)
Lineage: Eukaryota; Viridiplantae; Streptophyta; Magnoliopsida; Rosales; Rosaceae
Product: pyruvate kinase isozyme G, chloroplastic
Exons: 12
Coding region: 308-2041 (577 amino acids)
Biological process (GO): glycolytic process
Cellular component (GO): chloroplast stroma; cytoplasm
Molecular function (GO): pyruvate kinase activity; magnesium ion binding; potassium ion binding
Source: RefSeq, a predicted model, not a curated record
UAGUCCAGAAUGGUGCCAAAAAGAAGGAGAAAAUCAAUUGCAAAUUUGCAAUAUGGCGGAGGAGAAAGGAUCAAAGGAAAGAAGCGAGUCCGUCCAACAGGGCAACUGUCCAAAUAGUAGUUAGUAGUAGCAAGUAUACCUGGACUCACUGCCUCUCUUCGUUGCUUCCCAACGAAACUCUCUCUCGUCCUUAUGUUCCCUCCCUUCUAUUUCACCACAUAAACACCCUUUGGUCUCUCUCUCUGACUCUCUCUCUCUCUCGCUGUAUUCCUUUCUAGUCUACCAAUAUCAUCCGAGCUUUUCCUCAAUGUCGACGCUUAAUGUUCCGGCCAGAAUGUCCCUGAAACAUGACCGGACUUGGACAACUGAUCGGUUGGCUUCCUCCAAGAGCCUGAGUGAAUUUAUUGGCUUUGAAUAUAGACCCAAGAGAGAAAAUGGCCAGAAGCAAAUGUUCACUGUUAGAUCAGUGAGGAUCACCCAGCAGAGCAGUGGAGGCAAUCCUAGCUCACCCAAUGGUCCUGCGGGUGGUGUUGGGGUGAACUCGACUUAUGAAAUUCAGUCUGAUGAUGAUUACGAAGUGGGUCAGGGAAGGGCAUUUGCAAGUGGUCGAAGAAAAACUAAGAUUGUCUGUACAAUUGGUCCUUCCACAAGCUCACGUGAAAUGAUAUGGAAACUUGCAGAAACUGGGAUGAAUGUAGCGCGUUUGAAUAUGUCUCAUGGGGACCAUACGUCACACCAGAAAACUAUUGAUCUUGUCAAAGAAUACAACUCUCAAUUCAAAGACAAGGUUAUAGCCAUAAUGCUGGACACCAAGGGUCCUGAGGUUAGGAGUGGAGAUGUACCACAACCAAUUCUGCUUACAGAGGGACAAGAGUUUAACUUUACAAUUAGAAGAGGAGUUAGCACAAAAGAUACCGUUAGUGUAAACUAUGAUGACUUUGUGAAUGAUGUGGAGGUUGGAGACAUAGUUCUGGUUGAUGGUGGAAUGAUGUCUUUAGCCGUGAAGUCAAAGACAAAAGAUUUGGUUAAAUGUGUUGUAGUUGAUGGAGGAGAACUAAAAUCAAGGCGCCAUUUAAAUGUGCGCGGAAAAAGUGCAACUCUGCCUUCAAUAACAGAAAAAGACUGGGAAGAUAUCAAGUUUGGAGUGGACAAUGGAGUUGAUUUCUAUGCUGUCUCAUUUGUAAAAACUGCUGCGGUGGUUCAUGAGUUGAAAGAUUAUCUCAAAGGUUGUAAUGCAGAUAUUCAUGUUAUAGUAAAAAUUGAAAGUGCAGACUCUAUACCAAAUCUUCAUUCAAUAAUUUCCGCAUCUGAUGGGGCUAUGAUUGCUCGUGGAGACCUUGGAGCUGAGCUCCCAAUUGAGGAAGUUCCUUUGUUGCAGGAAGACAUCAUUAGAAGGUGUCACAGUAUGCAGAAACCAGUUAUUGUAGCAACUAAUAUGUUGGAGAGCAUGAUCGAUCAUCCUACACCAACCAGGGCAGAAGUCUCUGACAUUGCAAUUGCAGUGAGAGAAGGUGCUGAUGCAAUCAUGCUAUCUGGAGAAACUGCCCAUGGAAAAUAUCCACUCAAAGCUGUUAAAGUAAUGCAUACUGUGGCAUUGAGGACUGAGUCAAGUCUACCAAUUAGCACUAUUCCUCCGAUCCAAAUAAGUACCUAUAAGAGACAUAUGGGGGAAAUGUUUGCUUUCCACUCCACAACUAUGGCCAACAGUCUCAAUACACCCAUCAUCGUUUUCACAAGGACAGGAUCCAUGGCUGUACUUUUAAGCCAUUAUAGGCCAUGCUCAACAAUCUUUGCCUUCACAAAUGAAGAAAGGAUUAAGCAGAGAUUGGUGCUUUAUCAUGGUGUCCUCCCAAUAUAUAUGCAAUUUUCAAAUGAUUCAGAGGAGACUUUCUCAAGAGCAAUAAAGCUAUUAGUGGUUAAGGGUCAUUUGAAAGAGGGAGAGCAUGUUACUCUUGUCCAAAGUGGUGCACAACCAAUCUGGCGUCAAGAAUCUUCUCAUCAUAUCCAAGUUCGUAAAGUGGAAAGUAUUAUGAACCUGUGAGAAUUUGUUUUUAGUUGGUUUUAGUUGCUGAUAGUCAAAUUUACAUUUGAGUUUAACUUGUUGACAUCUAGUGAAUAUAGUUCCAAUAUUGAAUGCAAAAGUAGAUCAAGUUGAUUUA